This is a messenger RNA of Arvicanthis niloticus (Nile rat), 1661 nucleotides long. Lineage: Eukaryota; Metazoa; Chordata; Mammalia; Rodentia; Muridae. The record is from RefSeq and is a predicted model, not a curated record.
CCUCAGCAGCAGCGCUGCGGAGAGCGGGUGGGUGCGAGCUGCAGAAUGCGAUGUAGUUUUCCCAUCGCCUCAGAGUUGUAUGAGUUGGCAGAGCCUCGCCUGGGUUCCCUGAGCCCUGCUCCCUUCGGGCUCGCUGCUCACCAGGUUGCUAGCCAUUGCUGUGCCAGAAAGCCAAGGCGCCCGAGCUUCUGUCCUGGGUCCAUCCGGGGGCAGAGUAGGGCUGUCCUCAGCUGAGGCGCACCGUCUUCUCUCUGCUGACCCAUCUGCUUCCCAUGGCGUCUCGUCAACAAACCCGAAUCCAGGCUUACCUGGAGAAAAACAAGAUCGGUCCUCUGUUUGAGGAAUUAAUGACCAAGUUAAUAACUGAGACACCUGACCAGCCAAUCCCAUUUCUCAUUGAUCACCUUCAAUCUAAACAAGGAAACCAAGGACAACUGCAAAGAACUUUGUCAGGGUCAGCGGCUCUCUGGGCAGAAAGUGAAUCAUCAGAACCCAAAGGAACAAGAAGAGAUUUUAGAAGUUAUGAUAAACCUUGGCAGAUGAAUGCAAAGAAGCCUAAAAAAUCAAAAAGUGACCUGGCUGUAUCUAAUAUUUCUCCUCCAUCACCAGAUUCUAAAUCAUUGCCAAGGUCAGUAGACCAUCCUAAGUGGACCUGGCGGACUAAACCACAAAGCCGUGAUUUUGAUGAAUUGAACCACAUCCUUCAAGAGAGCAAGAAGUUGGGGAAAGCCCUUGAGAAUCUCUCUCGAAGUACUGCGAUUUCAGAUGAACUUGAUAAGGAAACAGUGGCUUUCAAUUCCUCUCUUCUGAGACCUCGUGUGAUUGGGGAGUGGAUCGGCAGAGCAGAAAACGAUGCCGAUCCCCUUGCAGCUGAAAUGCUGCAGCCUCCGGUUCCACGGAGUAAGAAUGACUCAUGGGAAAGUGAAGACAGCAGCUCCAGUCCAGCGGGAAGCUUAAAGAUGGAGCCAAAGACGAAAGGAUUAAAGCAGCAGCAGCAGCAGCAUAAGAAACUCCUGGCUGCGAUGCUUUCCCAGGAUUCCUUCGAGUCCAUCCACAGCCCCACACCAUCUGUAAUGGAAGAAGACAUUGAUAAUGAAGACGAUGCAAUGGAGUUGCUGGAAGAUCUGGAUGACUUAAGGAUGGAGGGUGUAACCACCCUGGUACUUUCGGGGAGCAAAUUUAACCAAGGUCGUCCUACUCACCCUGCCGAGCCACAGGCCAAAGUCACACUGAACAUCUGUUCAAGGUGUGCCAGGCUUCAAGGAGACAACCUGAUGGAAAGGACAGAAGACACACUACAAAUAUUUCAUUCUCCGGAUGAGAUAAUCCCAGACUCAUUGGAUUCUCUCCCUGGGACAGAAGAAACUCUGGUGGAGGAAAAUGAAGAUUUUGAGAAAACAUCUAGUUUAACAGAACCAGGAGAAGCCUCCAGUGGAGGACACUCUUUGAAAUCCUACAUGGAAGAAGAUGAGUCUUUGAAGCAACUGCAGGUUGUGCUUCAGCCAUGGCUCUUACCAAGCGACACAGAAAGUGAAGGAAUUGAAGCAGAGCCAGAGAAACGUUCUGCCGAUCUUCUCUGUGUGCCAUGCUCUUCCUGUCCUACCCUGGUCUACUCAGGUCUGUCUGUGAAACAGGCAAAGGAAGUUGCAAGCGGUCCUUAA